Molecule: messenger RNA, 825 nt
Organism: Closterium sp. NIES-65
Lineage: Eukaryota; Viridiplantae; Streptophyta; Zygnematophyceae; Desmidiales; Closteriaceae
Source: the annotation of a GenBank genome assembly
AUGCAUUUCCUUCUUGUGGUGGUUCCCUUUCUUUCUCCAUUGCUGUGGCAGCUCGACGCGUCGUCCAGAAGUGUCUCGUGCCUGGCGACUCGCACGAAGCGGCGCCACGUGGCCGCAUCCGCUUCCUUCCGCUCGUCCAAUUUUCCGCAGCCGUCGCGAGAUUCGCAGGAAGACCAAAAGCAGCCAGCGGGCCCGGAGGAAUCACCGCGCGUGGGGCGCAGAGGCGUGGCUCUUGGCGGGGCUGCCGCCGCUGCCUCCGCGCUCGUCUCGUCCGUCGCCGUCACCCUGCUCCCUGCUGACGUGGCCGAGGCGACGGAGUCAAAUUUCGCGGACAUGCCGGCGCUGAGGGGCAAGGACUACGGCAAGAGCCGCAUGAAGUAUGCCGACUACACUGAGACCGACUCCGGCCUGCAGUUCAAGGACUUGAGGGAGGGCACGGGACCAACUCCUCAACCAGGCGACCUCGUUGUCGUGGACUGGGCGGGGUUCACGAUAGGGUACUAUGGGCGCAUCUUUGAGGCGCGCAACAAGGCCAAGGGCGGCUCCUUUGAGGGCAACGAGAAGGACUUCUUUCGCUACCGCGUCGGCCAAGGGGAGGUCAUCCCGGCGUUUGAGGAGGCCGUGGCAUCCAUGAAGCUGGGGGGAGUGAGGAGGAUCGUUGUGCCGCCGGAGAUAGGCUAUCCCGACAACAACUUUAACAAGCAAGGACCCAAACCCACCACCUUCUCCGGCCAGCGCGCGUUGGACUUUGUGCUCAAGAACCAGGGGCUCAUCGACAAGACGCUUCUCUUUGACAUUGAGCUGCUCAAGAUCGUUCCCAGCUAG